CUAUUCCUGGCUUCUUCUGAAGAUACUGAAGGGAGUUUCCAAGAGUUCUUUCCAGUUUUGGAAAAAUCUCUCUGCUCAAGGAUGGUCUCAGCCAAGAACCUAGAAGAGUAGAGAGAAAAUUAUUUUUCCUCUUCUACAACAUCUUGCACUUUUCUCAAUGUCGAGCAGGCAAAAGAUGCCAGUGAUCAAUAUUGAGGACCUGACAGAAAAGGACAAAUUGAAGAUGGAAGUCGACCAGCUCAAGAAAGAAGUGACACUGGAAAGAAUGAUGGUGUCCAAAUGUUGUGAAGAAGUCAGGGAUUAUGUUGAAGAAAGAUCUGGGGAGGAUCCAUUAGUAAAGGGUAUACCAGAGGACAAAAAUCCCUUCAAGGAGCUCAAAGGAGGCUGUGUGAUCUCAUAAGAAAAAAAAUUUUUUUAAUCCCGUGGAAUAUCUUGAGCUUUAAUGAUGUACUAAUGUUUGGUCAUAUGUAAUAAUAUGGUUAAGCAUAUACAUAAAUUUUAAAAUUAUAAGUGGUUAAUAAAAU
Odocoileus virginianus texanus is the source of this 524-nucleotide messenger RNA. It is a transcript of the gene GNGT1, whose product is annotated as G protein subunit gamma transducin 1. Lineage: Eukaryota; Metazoa; Chordata; Mammalia; Artiodactyla; Cervidae. Gene Ontology annotation, biological process: G protein-coupled receptor signaling pathway. Gene Ontology annotation, cellular component: heterotrimeric G-protein complex. The record is from RefSeq and is a predicted model, not a curated record. Gene Ontology annotation, molecular function: G-protein beta-subunit binding.